GUGUGUGUUUGAAGCUGAUUUUUGGACCACGGUCUGAGAUUUACUGGGCAGUUUAAAUUCAAUGAACUGGCAGGGGUUUUGGGAGUUCAAUUGUAGUUUCAAUGAAGAUUUUAAAACCUUAACAUCUGAUGUUGAGAGAAAACAUUAUCUCAAUUUCGCUUAACUAACAUGAGAGCCCCAACUAUACUUUUGUUCUUUUCUGCGUGAAAUAACUACGUGAAACUUACUUUUACUGCAUAGUGUGGGAUCCUAUUGCCAACCCAUGUCCACUGUGGAUGGUAGGGCAGUAUUUUGAAUUGAAACCCCUGUGUCAUCAGUAUUACUGUGACUUACCCAGGGCUUAAAUAGUUUUGUAUUUUCAGCAGAUUCCCUAAAACACAAAACUCAUCCCAUGUGAUUGGUUGUGGCUCAGCAUGCUCUAUUGUGCCCCGGGGCCGUUUGUUCGCCUGGUUUCCGACACACAAACAAAACUUUCCUGUCAGCCUGGGCAAUAUUGGGCUCCGGAGUGCUUUGACAACCCCCCUGUAAUAUUGGAAUCUCUGACUUUUUCUCUAACGGGAUAAUAAAGUGUGCUUGGCAGGAUGUACAGCUUCAUGGGCGGUGGGUUGUUCUGCGCUGGAGUCGGGAACAUACUCCUUAUUAUCUCCACAGCAACCGAUUACUGGAUGCAGUACCGUCAAUCCAACAACUAUAUGCAUCAGGGCCUGUGGCGCUACUGUGUGCCUGGGAAAUGCAUGACACACACAGAUAGCAUUGCGUACUGGGAUGCCACCCGUGCCUUUAUGAUCCUCUCCCUGCUGGCCUGCUUCAUUGGCAUCGUGAUCGGCGUCAUGGCCUUCAUACGCUCCUCCUCCUUCAGUGGGUUUGACAAGACCUUUGCUGCCGGCAUCCUCUUCUUCAUCUCCUGCUUCUUUGUGCUGCUGGCGAUGGCUGUGUACACUGGGGUGACUGUGAAUUACUACGGGAAACGAUACGGGAACUGGCGUUUCUCCUGGUCCUACAUCAUGGGUUGGGUAGCCGUGGUCCUCACCUUCUUCUCAGGCAUCUUCUACAUGUGUGCCUACAGGAUGCAUGAAUGCCCAAGAAACUCCAACUCACGCUGAUCUGACAAAAACACACAGUUCACACCUGGGUUUACACACCUAACUACGUAAUUUCCUGUUUACCUGACCACUAUUGAAUAAGCAUAAUAAAAAGGGUAAAACCAA
Molecule: messenger RNA, 1208 nt
Organism: Oncorhynchus tshawytscha (Chinook salmon)
Lineage: Eukaryota; Metazoa; Chordata; Actinopteri; Salmoniformes; Salmonidae
Product: lens fiber membrane intrinsic protein-like
Exons: 5
Coding region: 582-1103 (173 amino acids)
Cellular component (GO): plasma membrane
Molecular function (GO): structural constituent of eye lens
Source: RefSeq, a predicted model, not a curated record